GUUCCUGAACAUAGGAACUACUUAGCUCCUUGUAGUUUCCUUCCGGACUCAUAACAGAGUGACACGCAAAUUGAGACGAGGGAAAACAAUGCCGCCGGCCGCCAAGUCAGCGUUAGUCCUGUGCAUGGACGUGGGGUCUUACAUGUCCAGCUCCGACCAGGAACCUCCCUUCGAGCAGGCCAAGAAGGUCGUUCAGAAGUUCGUUCAGCGUCAGGUGUUUGCAGAGAAUAAGGAUGAGAUGGGAUUGGUGUUAUUCGGCACAGAAACUACAGACAACCAACUGGACCAUGAUGGCCAGUACCAGAACAUCACCGUCCACCGCAAGUUAAUGAUUCCAGACUUUAAGCUUCUGGAGGAAAUUGAGCAUCAGAUCCAUCCUCAAAGCCAACAGGCUGAUUGGCUGGACGCUCUUGUCGUCUCCAUGGAUCUCAUUCAAAAGGAAUUACCACUGAAGAAGUACGAGCGUCUCAGCAUCGCCAUCCUCACUGACCUCAACACCCAGGCCAACCCAGAGCAGCUGGACGUCAUCAUCAGCAACCUCACCGGCGCUGGCAUCACACUGCAGUUCUUCUUACCAUUCCAGGUCCUGGAAGAGGAGGAGGAGGAGGAGGAGGAGGAAGGAGAUGAGGGUGGAGGAGACGGGGUGAGUGGGGGCGCAGGCCGGUCGGGGUGUGUGAAGGGCCUGUCCCAGGAGCAGCAGAAGGGCCUGGAGAUCCUGAAGGAGGUGAUGUUCACCCUGGACGAGGAGGACGGCUUGGACCAGGUCUACACGUUCAGCGGGGCCAUAAGGAAGCUGUCCAUGUUCAAGAAUAUUGAGAAGAGACCCAUGGCGUGGCCCUGUCAGCUGACCAUCGGCAGCACCGUGGCCAUCCGCAUCGUGGGGUACAAGGCUGUGACUGACGAGAAGCUGAAGAAGAUGUGGACCACGGUGGACGCGCAGAGCGGCCAGCGGGAAGACGUGAAGAGAGAGACGGUGUACUGCCUGGACGACGACAACGAGACGGAGGUGCAGAAAGACGACACCAUUCAGGGUUUCCGUUAUGGAAGUGACAUUGUUCCCUUCUCCAAAGUGGACCAGGAGCAGAUGAAAUACAAGCAUGACGGCAAGUGCUUCGCUGUUCUGGGCUUCGCCAAACAAAACACGGUCCACCGCCACCAGUUCAUGGGGAAUCAGGCCAUGAAGGUGUUCGCCCCCAAGGAUGAUGAGCACGCGGGUGUGGCGCUAUCCUCCCUGAUCCGCGCGCUGGACGAGCUCAAGAUGGUGGCCAUCGUGCGCUACGCCUACGACCGACGCUCCAACCCGCAGGUGGGGGCGGCAUUCCCCUGCAUCAAAAGGAAGUACGAGUGUCUGGUCUACGUCCAGCUGCCCUUCAUGGAGGACCUGCGCCAGUUCACAUUCCCCUCCCUGGAGAACAAGAAGUCCAAGCCCUCGGAGAGCCAGCUAUCUGCGGUGGAUUCCCUGAUUGACUCCAUGAUGCUGGUGAAGGAGGACGAGAUGGGAGAAGAGGUGGACCUGUUCAAGGUUCACCACCUGCCCAACCCCUCCUUCCAGAGGCACUUCCAGUGUCUGCACCACCGUGCGGUGCACCCUGACUCCCCCCUGCCCUCCAUCGAGCCCUGGCUGCAGGCAGCUCUCCAGCGCCCCCUAGCGGUGGCAGCGUGCUGCCAGGCGCCGCUGGAGGAGCUGAAGAAGAGCUUCCCCCUGAAGCAGGUGGAGAAGAAGAAGCAAUUGAAGACCAGCUCCCAGAUCUUUGGCAGAGGGCCAGAGGAGCCUGAUGCCAAGAGGAGCCGGGAGGAUGAGAAGGACUUCAACCUGGCAGACAUCUCAGAAGGAACCGUGACCUCGGUGGGCAGUGUGACCCCCGCCAGAGACUACCGCUGUCUGGUGAAGUUGAAGAGCCUCCCAUUCGGAGAGGCCUGCCAGCAGCUGACUCACCGGAUAGAACAGUUGCUGGGUAACAAGAAAACAGCCUACUACAUGAAGUGCAUCACCUGCGUCCAGGCCUUCCGAGAGGAGUCGGUGAAGCUGGGGAACGCUGACCUGUACAACGGCUACCUCCAGUCGCUGAAGAGGAGCAUUCCCUCCAGAGGUCUGGCCAUCUUCUGGGACCUGCUGGUUCAAGACGCCAUCACUCUGAUCAGCAAAGACGAGGUGGAAGGAAGCACUUUCUCCAAACAAGAAGCCCAGCAGUUCCUGGUCGCCCAGGAGCGGAGGGAGGCUGCGGACGUGGCUCCUGCAGUGGAGGACCCCGGGGACGUGGAUGACCUGCUGGACAUGAUGUGAGAGCAGGACGAGGGCUGGGCCUUUUAAAGUGCCUCACGGAGGAAUGCGGAGAAGGUGGAUCUCCAGCCCCUCCCAGCCGUCCCCCAACCCAACCCCGAGACCCAGACUAGGCUUUAGAUGCUCGGAGUUAAGGCUCAUUCCAAGCCACUGCACUACUAGUGCUGUUGGCAUCAUCUUCUUUGUUUGUAUCUUUUUGAUGUUGAAAUGUCUGCUUGAUCCUAAUUCUUUUUGGUGUGUUUUGGCCUAUUUCUCGAGGCAUAAAGAUUCUCAAUGUUGAA
Messenger RNA from Gadus macrocephalus (Pacific cod), 2562 nucleotides. RefSeq names its product X-ray repair complementing defective repair in Chinese hamster cells 5 (gene xrcc5). Gene Ontology annotation, molecular function: telomeric repeat DNA binding; double-stranded DNA binding; DNA helicase activity. Gene Ontology annotation, cellular component: Ku70:Ku80 complex; nucleus. Gene Ontology annotation, biological process: cellular response to gamma radiation; DNA recombination; double-strand break repair via nonhomologous end joining. The transcript has 21 exons. The record is from RefSeq and is a predicted model, not a curated record. NCBI's taxonomy places the organism in Eukaryota, Metazoa, Chordata, Actinopteri, Gadiformes, Gadidae. The coding region runs from base 89 to 2284 and encodes 731 amino acids.